GCAAUCGUCCAUUGAAGAAGGAGAGUCCAACAUUUGGAGUUUGCUGGUUCUGCUGAUUGUUGAGGCCUAGGCAGGCAUCCCCAAGAGAAUUCAGAGGAGAAUAAAACACUUACUGUUACACAAUUUAAAAGAAAUCACCUUCUGCAGAAUGGAUUCUUAAGGACCUGACAAUGUCCCUGUAUUGUGGAAUUACUCGCAGGAGAAAAUCUUUUUGGUGCUGUAGGCUGCUGUCAACUUAUGUCACUAAGACACGGUAUUUAUCUGAGCUGAAGGAAGAUGAUGAUGCAUGUAAAAAAGCCCAGCAGACAGGAGCAUUUUACCUCUUUCAUAACCUGGCUCCUUUGCUUCAGAAAUCAGAACAUCAAUACCUGGCCCCCCAGCAUAGCCUAUUAGAGUUGGAAAGGCUCCUGGGUAAGUUUGGGCAGGACAUGCAAACAAUAGAAGAUUCCGUGCUAAUUGGAUGCUCCGAACAGCAAGAAGCAUGGUUUGCUCUGGAUCUAGGUCUAAAUAGCUCCUCUUCCAUAAAUGCUUCCUUACAGAAACCUGAAAUGGAGACAGAGCUCAAGGGGUCUUUCAUUGGGCUGAGGAAGGCUCUCUUUCAGCUGAAUGUGAAGGAUGCCUCCUUGCUAUCCAUGGCUCAGGCUCUUCUCCGUUGGCAUGAUGCUCAUCAGUUCUGCAGCAGAAGUGGGCAGCCCACCAAGAAGAAUGUGGCUGGCAGCAAGCGUGUGUGCCCUUCCAAUAAGAUCAUCUAUUAUCCACAGAUGACUCCUGUGGUGAUCACUCUGGUGUCAGAUGGGACUCGAUGCCUGCUUGCCCGCCAGAGUUCCUUUCCCAAGGGAAUGUAUUCUGCCUUGGCAGGUUUUUGUGAUAUAGGUGAAAGCCUGGAAGAGGCUGUCCGGCGAGAAGUUGCAGAAGAGGUGGGAUUGGAGGUGGAAAGACUGCAAUACUCUGCAUCUCAGCACUGGCCCUUUCCUAAUGGCGCACUUAUGAUUGCUUGUCAUGCAACUGUGAAACCAGGGCAGACAGAGAUCCAGGUGAACUUGAGAGAACUAGAAGCAGCUGCCUGGUUCAGUCAUGAUGAGGUGGCCACAGCCCUGAGGAAAGACAACCCAUCUUAUCAGCAACAGAAUGGGGCUUUCCCAUUCUGGUUGCCCCCCAAGUUAGCCAUUGCCCACCAACUGAUAAAGGAGUGGGUGGAAAAACCGACCUGUUCUAUCCUGCCUCCUUAGCUCAGAUCAGGCCACCUAAUCAGAUAAAUACCUCCUAUCUCAGAGGGGCACAUCAGAGAUCAACUGAUAAAGAGGUGGUGACAAAAGGUCAUCUCCAGGCCAACAUCAUAAGAAGGCAGAGCAGAUGGUGAGCCUACAGCAAGGCACAUCUGCCAGCAGUGUUAAUAAAAGAAGUUCCUAAUCAUAGGCAAUCAAAAAUGCCAAAACUGAUGAGAUGACAAUUGUCAAAAUCAGAGGGAAAGUUGAAGUAUUAGUUUGGAUAUGGGCCCUUGCUCAUUUUCUCCUGUGCUUUGGAAGCGAACAUCUUUUGGCAUGUGGCUUGUCAAUGCUGGGUUUAUACUAACUGCCAAAAUGUGCCUGGUAUAAUUUUGGUUACAACUUUUAUCUUAAUAUUGAAAAUAUAUACUAAGUGUAAAGAUCAUUGUUCAUAACAGAUUCUACAUUCUUUUUAUAUACUCUUAUCUCUUAGGAUCACAAAGCAAUUAUAGUCAUUAAAAUGAAAAAAUAUAUAUAUAGCAGAUCUCAACCCCCUACUGAGUUCCUUUUUAUCCUUGUACAAUUUAAAAAAAUAGCACAUUUUUUUUUAAACAAAUUUAUUUAUUUUUGGCUGUGUUGGGUCUUCGUUGCUGUGCACAGGCUUUCUCUAGUUGCAGCGAGCAGGGGCUACUCUUCGUUGUGGUGCACAGGCUUCUCAUUGCAGUGGCUUCUUGUUGCGGAGCAUGGGCUCUAGGCGUGUGGGCUCAGCAGUUGUGGCUCCCGGGCUCUACAGCACAGGCUCAGUAGUUGUGGCGCACGGGCUUAAUUGCUCCACAGCAUGUGAGAUCUUCCUGGACCAGGGCUCGAACCCAUGUCCCCUGCACUGGCAGGCGGAUUCUUAACCACUGUGCCACCAGGGAAGCCCAGCACAACAUUUUUGAAUUUAUGUAGAGGUAAUUAUUUUGUUCAUGGUAGUUAAGUAAAAGUCAUAUUCCUUUAAAUCCUUCAUCCCAGGAAAGUGGGAGUUAAGGUCUUCCUCAAGGUACUCUCUAGUAAAUCAGAGGCAGUGAUGUUCUGUUGAGGUAACUGCAUGCCAGUGGGGCUCAAGAGCGUAAGUCUUUUUUGCUGUUACUUGCUCAGUUUGUGACCCAGGGAAAAGAUUAUCACUUGCCAUGCCUGUUUUCCUAAACGUAAAAUGGUUGCUGCCUUUUGCACACCCAGUAAGUGUUGUAACUUCAACGAAGCGAUCAGUGAAAAUGAACCAUUUCUUGAGUUUUAUGGGAUAAACUAAAUUUAGGAUUUCUCAUCAUUCAUAUAUGCCAUUCUAAACCUUGGCAUAGGGAAGAAGCACUUAUCUGGAGGAAAUGAAAUAAAUUUCUGUACCUUUGUUCAGAUGUA
Balaenoptera ricei (Rice's whale) is the source of this 2603-nucleotide messenger RNA. RefSeq names its product nudix hydrolase 13 (gene NUDT13). Bases 171 to 1229 code for a protein of 352 amino acids. The record is from RefSeq and is a predicted model, not a curated record. The transcript has 10 exons. Gene Ontology annotation, molecular function: metal ion binding; hydrolase activity. Lineage: Eukaryota; Metazoa; Chordata; Mammalia; Artiodactyla; Balaenopteridae.